This is a messenger RNA of Nerophis lumbriciformis (worm pipefish), 970 nucleotides long. RefSeq names its product transmembrane protein 234 (gene tmem234). The record is from RefSeq and is a predicted model, not a curated record. Lineage: Eukaryota; Metazoa; Chordata; Actinopteri; Syngnathiformes; Syngnathidae.
ACGCUGGGUAUAGCCAACUGACAUUUUUUUUUACAUUUAGCGCUAAAAAAAAUAAGCACACUUCUACGUGUAAUCCUAUUCUGUGUUAUAUGUUGCACUAUUGCACCAAGAAAAAAUCCUAGCUUGUGAACCCGUUCUCAAACAAUGGCAAUAAAAAACUAUUCUGAAUUUUGAUUCUGAAACACGUUUCGCAAACACUUAGUAGCAGUCUUUGUCUUGAACGCAGCCCGUCCCGGAGUUUGUUACGAUGGUGACGCUGGUGGAGGUGUUGAGCCUCAUGCUGGUGUCCGUGUUGUGGGGCUGCACCAAUCCAUUUCUAAAGAGAGGCACAGAAGGUAUCGAACAUGUCUCCAAGUCCAAUAAAGUCUCUCAGUUCCUGGCUGAGGUCAAAUUCCUCUUCCUUAACGUCAAGUACUUAAUCCCGUUUGUACUGAACCAGACUGGCUCAUUGGUCUACUAUUACACACUCUCCACCACAGACUUGUCAUUUGCUGUGCCCGUGUCCAACUCUCUAACCUUACUGUGUACUCUGCUCACUGGCAAGUUACUGGGUGAAGACUUUGGAGGCAAACAGGCUGUCGCUGGACUGUUCCUCACCGUGUUUGGCAUUACUUUGUGUGUCAUAAGCUCCAUAGAAGACACUGGCACUCAGCCUCCGUCCUGAUGGCAACUUUUAAAUGUAACUGCACUAUUAGCGCUGAUCUGGCCACUCAAAACGUAAAUAUUAAUUUCUGGCAAGGCCACACUACUCUUCAAUGUUUACUUACAAACUACGGAAAAAAAACAUAUCAGUAAAAAUGUUCACAUUUCAAGAAUUACAUUUCCAACUAGAGAAAGCCUGUUGUGACUAAGUUGUAGUUUUAUCUGCCCAUAUGCUAACAUAAGUACGCCAUAAGUGAGUGUAAAACAUACAUCUUUUGUAGUACAAGCUUUAGUAGGUCUCUCACACACACACACACACACACACACA